UCCACCAGCCAUGAAACGAGUCUGUCUCGCGGGGGUGACCCCUGGUAUCUUGCACGGUGCAUUCUUUUCUCUUGCCACAACGAGCAACAGCGUUCGAAUCGAGCACCAAGCAACCCCGAGGCUCGGCCCGGGCAACACAGCACCGUACGAGUACGCAGCGAGAUAAAACAACAAUCAUGAAGGAACACCGCACCAAGCUGCGGCCGUCGCAACGACAAACACACAAACUACAACGAAUCGAAAUCAUGGACGAAACAGCCAUCCCAUCGAUCUGGAACACACCACCGAGCCACGGGCACGGCGGCAGCGGCAACACAGCCCGGGGCAGCGGGCGCAAGGGGCGAACCGGCGAGCAAGAGGUCGCAAGAGCGACCCUCCGACAGAGGGCCCGCGGCCGUGGCCGGUCCCUCGGCGACUGGGUCCGGAGGCUCGCCCGCGGAAGGUUCAGGGGCGAACACCGAAAACGGAAAGUGCCACGGGGGCAGCCACCCCCAAAGAGCCACCGCCGCGAACCGUCUCCGGGCACGGGCAGCGGGGGCCUGCGCGUCCCGGCAGCAGCACCGGCACCGAAGGGCACCGAACGGGUCUACUUGCUCCCACCCAAGGCCCGGCCCUGGCCGAGGCUGCGGGCACCCCCCAAGCCGGCGCCGGAAGGGGACGGGUCUCCCCUCUGGCGGAAGCGCUCUUGCUCUUUUUCGUGCUCGGGGCACGCCGGCGAUGGCGAUGGCGAUGGCGAUGGCGAUGCGCCGGCCCUUUCGUGGACGGAACCGUCGGAGCGAGAGCUCGCGCUGGCGUGCCUGGUGAUGGAGCGGGCCUUUCUCGCGGGAGGCAGCGGCGGCGGCGGCAGCAGCAGCAGCGGCCUCUGGGCGCUCCCGUGUGCCUCUGGGACCACCGUGCUCCGCAGCGAACGAAACGGGGCUGCCGACCACCGGGGGGCUGCGGCAGCCCGCACAGCGAAACGAAUGCGGUAGUGCUGUACUAUUGUUCUGUGCUGUGCUGUACGCUCCAUUCACGAUUCUCGACCAUCUGGCAGCAGGCAUCCUGUCUCCAAUUUCUGUGCUGUUUUCUCUCGGAACAAUCCUUCUCGAAUCAGGUAUAGAUCUUACUUCACGGUCCAACCGCCGGCACUGUAACAGUACAAUAAACUUCUCAAUACAUG
Molecule: messenger RNA, 1159 nt
Organism: Pseudo-nitzschia multistriata
Lineage: Eukaryota; Bacillariophyta; Bacillariophyceae; Bacillariales; Bacillariaceae
Source: the annotation of a GenBank genome assembly